This is a messenger RNA of Fundulus heteroclitus (mummichog), 1316 nucleotides long. It is a transcript of the gene foxl2l, whose product is annotated as forkhead box L2-like. Gene Ontology annotation, molecular function: DNA-binding transcription factor activity, RNA polymerase II-specific; RNA polymerase II cis-regulatory region sequence-specific DNA binding. Bases 76 to 870 code for a protein of 264 amino acids. Gene Ontology annotation, biological process: cell differentiation; anatomical structure morphogenesis; regulation of transcription by RNA polymerase II. NCBI's taxonomy places the organism in Eukaryota, Metazoa, Chordata, Actinopteri, Cyprinodontiformes, Fundulidae. The transcript has a single exon. The record is from RefSeq and is a predicted model, not a curated record.
GCGUUUAAGGCAACUAAAACGCUCGUUUUUCCAACACCGGGGACGCACAAGCGCACCGUCCAGCUGACCUGAGCCAUGGCUGCAGAGGAGAAAGCCGUCGGGGGCCAGAGGAUGCAGCUCCUGGAGAUCAGCUCCGGCUCUCCCCGACCGGAGGCCAGAGGCGCGGAGGAGAAGCAGGAUGACGAGGGGAGCGUCCAGCCGGAGAAGCCGCCGUACUCAUACGUGGCUCUGAUUGCCAUGGCCAUCAAGGAGAGCCGGGACAAGAGGGAAACCCUGAGCGGGAUUUACAAGUACAUCGUCUCCAAGUUCCCGUACUACGAGAACAACAAGAAGGGGUGGCAGAACAGCAUACGGCACAACUUGUCUCUCAACGAGUGCUUCGUCAAGGUGCCGCGGGACAGCGGAGGGGACAGGAAGGGCAACUUCUGGAUGCUGGACCCGUCGUUCGACGACAUGUUCGAGAAGGGGAACUACCGGCGCCGGAGGAGGGUGCGGAGACCCAGACCCCCCUGCCUGCCGUACCUGGCGGGGAAACCCGCGGAGUAUCCCGAGUCGCUCUACCUCCAGCCGUACGUGAGCGGCCCCUGGGGGCUGCCGCACGCGAGCGGGUACCCGGCGCAACAGGUGGUCUCCGCGUCCAGCGGCGGGGGCUCCUACUGCGCGCCCUCACACUUCCACCACGCCGUGUACGGGACCUACCAGCACCCCCACGCGUCCGUCCUGGUUCCCCACAGCGGACACCCGUACGGAGGAGUGACCCAGCCCGUGAGCCCGGACGGAGCCACCGUCUCCGUGGCUUGCAGCUACCCGCAGUUCUCCACCUAUGGCCGGCAAGCGGAGGCGCGGCUGGUUUAUUUCCCGGACCAGUGAGAGGACUCGGAGCAGGCAGAGACGCUUCACCAUUUCAGGCCGGCUGGCUGUCGGGCGUUCGGCAACUUCGUUGUUCAAGUUCAUUGUUCGAUGGUUGGAUUCCUAAGAUCUACCCUGUUUUCCCUUAAACACGUUCUCUCUGUUUUUAGGCGCAUCAGCUAUUGUUUCAGAAACCUAAACUGUACAGAGUAAACUGCAGUUAUUCCGACAUUAAAACCGAAGCACCCAGAACUGACACGACUUAAUUUGUCAUUUUUUCCUCCCCUGUUGAGUCAGGAAAUGUUUUCUAAUGUCAGCCUGAAUAUUUAAUUUUUUUUAGCUUAUAUUUUUUUGCAUUUAAAAUGUUGAGCAUAGGCUGUAUAUGUGUUAUUUAUUUUUAUUUCUUAUUUUUGAGCUGCUACAUGAUACUGAAGCACUGACUCCUUUAUAUGUUAUAUAUGUUGUUU